CCUCAAACAAAACGCUGGAGUUAGGGUUCGCGGCUUUGUGCAGUCGAACAGGCAAGCCUACCUCAGCGCAGCUAAUCUCCCGCUCAGCACCCAGGCGGGCGAGAAGAAGAGCGAACAUGUUGUAUAAAAGGCCGGUUUUUCUCUCCUCCUUGAUCGGCCGAAGAAGUGCCGAUUCCGUGGCGACGAGCUAUCUACAUCAAUUUCAUCCUUUGAGCUUAUUCUCUACUUCCUCGGAGCAGGUCGGCAGCGGGAAGAGCUUUCUCCUCCGCCGGGCGAUACCGAUCGUGCUUCUUAGCCUCACUGGUGGAUUCGCUCUCAGUGCUGUUAAUGACAUUGCGAUCUUUCAUGGAUGCAGCAAGAAGGCAAUUGAAAGGGCAAGUGAAAAUCAAAAAAUUGUUGAGGCUCUUGGAACUCCAAUUGUAAGAGGCCCAUGGUAUGAUGCAUCUCUUGCUGUAGGCCAUAGGAGAAAUUGGGUAUCAUGCACAUUUCCAGUUUCCGGGCCCCAAGGAUCUGGCACAUUCCAGUUGAAGGCUUUUCGUCUUGGAGAAGAUAAGUGGUUCUCAUUUCUGCAGCACCAUGACUGGGACUUGGUCUCCAUGGAAGCUUUAGUUGAUGUGCCUUCAGACAACGAGAAUGAACGCGUUCUUCGAGUAAGUCUUACAGAUAACAUUACACCUUCCAACACCCUUAUUGAUUGCAAAGCUUGUAUGUCUCCAGAAACCAGAGCAGCUGAGAAUUGAAAUAUUUUUUAAAAAAAUCUUUUUAUUAAUAAUCCUCACAUUUUGCCAAUACUUCAAAUAAAAACAGACAUAAUAUUUCAAUCAUAAGAUUUCAAAGUUGCUAAUAUUUUGGGUUCUAGCUUGAAAGUAUUAUUUGUUAUAAAAAAUAAUUGCCUGUAAAGUAUUACUUGUUGCCUUGUCCCGCAAGUGUAAUUAUUCAUACCAACCAUGCCUUAUUAUUAUGAUUUUUUUUUUUGAGGUGAGAAA
Molecule: messenger RNA, 986 nt
Organism: Dendrobium catenatum
Lineage: Eukaryota; Viridiplantae; Streptophyta; Magnoliopsida; Asparagales; Orchidaceae
Exons: 4
Coding region: 117-740 (207 amino acids)
Source: RefSeq, a predicted model, not a curated record